GGAGGGUUUGGGGGGGGCCGGGCUCCGCGCCCCGCUGACAUCACCGUCCCGCCGCCCGCCUUUUAGCGCACGGUCGGGGUCCCCGCGGGGCAGUGCGCUGGUCCCUCGCCGAGCAUCGCCCUCGCUCCGUCCACAGCCGCUUGUCUCCCACCACAGCAGCCAUGGCAAACAAAGGGCCAGCCUAUGGCAUGAGCAGGGAUGUGCAGUCCAAGAUCGAGAAGAAGUACGAUGACGAGCUGGAGGACCGGCUGGUGGAGUGGAUCGUGGCGCAGUGCGGGGCUGCCGUGGGACGCCCCGAGCGGGGCCGCCUGGGCUUCCAGGUCUGGCUGAAGAACGGCAUCGUGCUCAGCAGACUGGUGAACAGCCUCUACCCCGACGGCUCCAAGCCCGUCAAGAUCCCCGACGCGCCGCCCACCAUGGUCUUCAAGCAGAUGGAACAGAUUGCCCAGUUCCUGAAGGCGGCCGAGGACUACGGUGUGGUCAAGACAGACAUCUUCCAGACCGUGGACCUGUUUGAAGCCAAGGACAUGGCGGCGGUGCAGAGGACGCUGAUGGCCCUGGGGAGCCUGGCAGUCACCAAGAACGACGGGAACUACCACGGGGACCCCAACUGGUUCAUGAAGAAAGCUCAGGAGCACAAACGGGAGUUCACCGAGAGCCAGCUGAAGGAGGGCAAGAACAUCAUCGGGCUACAGAUGGGCAGCAACAAGGGAGCGUCACAGGCGGGCAUGAGCUACGGCCGGCCCCGGCAGAUCAUCAGCUAGGCACUGCCGCGCCGCCCCCAGCCCUCCCCAGCCGGGACCUCCGUCUCCGCUCCCCCCGGCCCAGCGCCGCCGCCCAUCCAUUGGUAUUUAUUGAGGAGCAUCCGCCCGCCAGCCCCAUCGCCCCGCCAGCGGCCGCACGCUGCCCGCCGCA
This is a messenger RNA of Serinus canaria (Common canary), 915 nucleotides long. It is a transcript of the gene TAGLN, whose product is annotated as transgelin. NCBI's taxonomy places the organism in Eukaryota, Metazoa, Chordata, Aves, Passeriformes, Fringillidae. The record is from RefSeq and is a predicted model, not a curated record. The transcript is spliced from 5 exons. Gene Ontology annotation, molecular function: protein binding. Bases 162 to 764 code for a protein of 200 amino acids.